AUGAACGCCGUUCACAACCUGAUACGGAAACUAUCGCUGCGGUCGAAAAAGAAGAAUUCAAAGAAGAAUGCUCCGAAUUAUGAUUGGUCAACGUUGCCAUUUGAAAUUCUUGUCGAAAUAAUUGACAAGUUGAAUUUCUUCGAGCAAGUCCGACUGAGUCGUACGAAUACCACCAUCUACAAUUACGUUCAAUCCCGAUUUCGCCAGAUUAAAAAAAUUAAUGUUGUGAAAAAAGACAUCGACGAGGCAAUACGAAAUAAUCCCGAUUGGAGUCGACAUCCAAGAGAAUACGUCGCGAUUCGAUUUGAAGACGACACCGUCUACAUGCUGAUCGACGAACAAUGGACAGGUCGCGAUAUUAGAGCUCUUAUGGGAAUGAUGCGAGUGUUCCAUGAAUGGAUCGAAAUCGCUGAUAUUGAGGCGCCAAUUGUUGAACUGCUCGUUGUUUCAAAUUCGGACGUGUGUAUGGAGAGAUGGUACACCUUCCAUUGUACUAUGAAGCUGUUCAACACCUAUGACAGCGAACAUUUUCACUUCCUAUGCCCAUUGGUGGGAAAUCGUCAAGUUUAUUGGCCACAACUUCGCGAGCUCACCAUUCGCUCAGAGCAUUGGCAAACGAAUUAUUUGUCGCGAGUUCUGGAUUACGGUGUUAAAAGCGCUUAUAUAAUGAAUCGCCAAAUGAUCGACAAUAUCACCAUUGUGAUGGUGGACACCAAAGAACUGAGCAAACUCGCCAGAAAAAACCUUUGCCAAUUUCGCAACUGGAUUGGAUCUGCUGGAUGGGACCAUCGUUGCGAGACCAUCUUUCUGGGCGUCGAGAACAACAACGAAGUUUCUAAUUGA
This is a messenger RNA of Caenorhabditis bovis, 843 nucleotides long. Lineage: Eukaryota; Metazoa; Nematoda; Chromadorea; Rhabditida; Rhabditidae. The record is from the annotation of a GenBank genome assembly.